CAUGGCGGCCGUGUAUGGAUGUGUAGAUGUAACGGAGCUGUGUUAGCGGUUAAUGCUAUUUCUGCUUAAAUAUCGGUGUGUACCGGAGCGUUAAACACCGUGGAGAUGAAGAGGACCGUUUCAUGAUGAAGAGGAGGAGACACGAUGCUGUUUGUCUCUACAGCAUGAUCUGAGUCUGCGCAGAAUGAUCGCUGUGUUAACACAAACACCGAUUUGUGUUUCUGUCGGAGGAGCUGCUCGUCUUUUUUUCUCACUUUAACAAACUGAUGCUCGGUCAGGUCUCUCUUGCACAAGCACUGAGACUCCUAGACUGCUUUUAAAAUGAUUUUAAAUCCAAUUUAAAUGAUAUGAAGGGUUUUAAUGGAUCCUGUCACAUCUGUUUGACCUCACUAACAGACACAGCAGCAUGAUGGCCAGUGUGACUCAUUGAAUCAUGUUUGAUCUUUUCAUGGAUCCUCAGUGUGUCUGCUCUUUAACCUCUCUGAGCAGGCGGAUGAUCGGUCUGAAUGAAGCUGCUGAACGCUCACAGCUACAUCAGCACUAACUGAGCUGCACUGUGUGUGGGUUGGUGAAGUGUAGUAUAGUAAUGUGUUGCUCAGUGACUGGCUCAUUAAGAGCUCAGUGACUGGCUCCCCUGACCUGGUGGCAAUCACUAAAGACAAUGUAUUGUUGUGUUCUGUAGUUGUGUAGUUGUGCUCAUGCCUGGCUCACUAUGAUUGGCUCUCCUGACUUGGUAGCGUUCACUAAAGACGAUGAGUAUGGACACACUAACCCUGACCCCUGGGCGGUCCCGGAGGAGUUCUCAGUCCCUCUCCAUCCUCCGGCCGAUGUUAACCCAUGGGCUAAAACAUCAUAUGCUAAAUUCACCAAAGACUUCAUCCUGAUCUCUGAGUUCUCUGAGCAGGUGGGCCCGCAGCCACUCCUCACCAUCCCCGAUGACCCUAAAGUCUGCGGCUCCUUUGACCUGAACUACUUCUCCCUAAGGAUCAUGUCUGUGGACUAUCAGGCGUCCUUCGUGGGGCAUCCACCCGGCAGCGGUUACCCGAGGCUCAGCUUCGUGGAGGACUCACGGGUGGUGCUGGGUGACUCGAAGGAAGGGGCGUUUGCAUAUGUGCACCACCUCACUCUUUACGACCUGGAGGCGAGGGGCUUCGUGCGGCCGUUCUGUAUGGCGUAUGUGUCAGCUGAUGAGAGGAAGAUCAUGCUGCAGUUUCAGGAGCUAUCGCUUCGAUUCUCGCAGGCGUCUGAGUGUCUAAAGGCUGGGAACCGGAGAGCCUUCGCCAAAGAGCUGCAGAGGAAGCUGAGGGACCUGGAGUACACUCAUUCAGUGCUGCAGAAGGAGGAAGGUCAGCAGAGGGAGGCUGGCCCUCAGACCAUGUACUCGGCUCAUGCUGUAGAGAAAGCCAAUGAGCUGGCAAACGUGGAAAAGAGCAUCUAUGAACAUCGAGACCUGCUGAGACAGAUUAGCUCGUACCAUAUGCGUCCUCGCAGAGAUCCCCACGCCGUCACCUGUCAAAUGUGUCUAAAUGAAUGUCUGAGUGAGUGUGAACAGCUCUUAGAGAAAUACGCCAAACUCGCCUCCCCCUUCACUCAUGCAGACAUGGGGGAGAGAGGGGGAAUGGGGGAGGAGGAGCGAGGUCAGGGUAAUGAUGUCAGAGGUGAAAAAGAGGAUGAUGACGCAGUGAGACGACGGCCGUCCUACACACCACAGCUGAUUAAAGCCAAGUCUGCAAAGUGUUUUGACAAACGCCUGAAGACCCUGCAGGAGCUGUGUGAUGAUGUUUUCUACGAGGCCACGGUGGGACUCCUGAAGGACACCGAGAGGAGUUUCAGGGGUGAUCUAUGUUACCUGCACACACGCCACCUAGACAGGGUACUACGCAGGAAACAGCAAGUUACCAACUUCCUGUUUGAAGAGGACCUGGGAGUGGAUGAUGAGAAUGAGUAUGGAGCCCUUAGACCGGUCUGUGCUGUGAACCAUCAUGUAGAAAACUGUAUAAAGCUUAAUCAGCUUCCUGUUAUUCUUAGACCAGAUCCUUCAGAUACUGCAGACCCUUCAGACCUGGCCUCUGAGAUGGUCCAGACUAAACAGAGCGAGCUCAGAGCUGCUGAUUCGUCCCCCUCAGACCAGACUGCAGAGACUCAGGAGAGCUCAGAGGAGACCAAGGAAAGCUUUAGCAGCAGGACAGCAGAGACAAGUCAGGCAGACAGGAAACAGGAUCUGGAUUGUAUGACUUCAGGCACUCCUGAUUCUGACCCUGACCCUGAACAUAACCUCGAUCCUGAUCCUGAUCAGGAGAGAGAGAGCAGCAGUGAGGACAUGGAGACAACUGCAGGGGAGGACGAGGGAGACAGUGGAGGAGACCAGACCCCAGAGUCUCUGCUGGAGGUUGAGUCUGAGUUAAUGGUUGGCAGAGAGAAUGAGUCUGAGGUUGGACCUGAUGGGACGUGUGACAUGGACUCAGACUUGUUGGUUCCUAUAGAAACAGCAUGCUGUUUGUCCCAGGAUGGCUUCCUUUAUGAGAAUUCCACCCUUGAGGCGAUGCCUCAUCUUCACCAAAGCUCAUCCCCUGAGUCUUGCGAAACCCUAGUGGUCAAACAGGAACCUCAGGCCCUCCUUCCACUCCAGGACCAGUAUUCAGUUGGAUCCCCAGGCUCAGGAAGUCCUGCAGCUGGACUAGAGCUUCCUGUCGGGGCUUAUGGCGAUUCAGUUUCCCGAACCUCAGUGGAGGAGGGGUCGGACUGUACUAUGAGUGCUUCCACGGGGUCUGAGCGUGCUCCCUCCCCACUUGGGUACGGGGGUGUAGUGACCCUGCGUCAAAGGAAGAAGGCGGGUCAGGGGGCCUUGAGGUUUGUGCGACAGUACCCGUUUGCUAUGCAGGCUUUGUGGUGUCUGCUGAGCGGCAGGACUCUGGUUGUGCUCGGGACAGAUGAAGGAAGAGUCCGUAGACUGGUCUCAGCUCUGGCCCUGUUUGUCCCCGGUCCUGGAAAAUGUGGAGAGAGGGUUCAGUCAUGGCUGUCCGUACCCUUCACCCUGACAGACCUGCAGAGGUGGAAACUCAUCGGACUGCAAAGAGUGGUAUCUCCGUUGGGUUCCAGCAUGCUGAAUUCACUAUCUCGCUACAGCCGCUACAUCUCCAUCCUCGACGCUGACCAGAAGACUUUACGCUGCCCGCCAUACAGUGGCCAACUCCUUGCCAACAUAGCCACCCAUCGCACCUACAUCCGCCGGGGCUCCACCUACUUCCUUCACUUACAGAGCACGCUCUGUCGCCUCGCAGCCAAGGCCUUCCUGUUUACCUUCACCCACCACCUCCACCUUCCCGUCAGCUCCACAGAGACGCCUGAGGAGGUGGAGGCCCGCCGCCGCUGCUUCCUGCAGGAUCAGCUGGGGCUGGGCGAGGAGGACAGCGAGAUACUGCUCUACCUCAGCAAGCUCAUCACGCAGCAGUACCUACAGCCUGCCACUGGGGGCAGCGCAGCAGCAGCCUGCUUUAGUUUUAAAUACACCACCAGCGUUUUAUACAAAAUCUGACACACAUUUAGACAUCUUUGAACAUUUAAAGAGCAAAGUGUGGCGAUAAUGAAGUUAAAAGGUCAUUUUAGGUUAAAUCUGAACUUUUUUCUUUCUUUUAAAUCUCUGCCUUUCUGUCUUCUUCUCCAGUCUUGUUUUUCCCUUGAUGGGAGGAAAAAUGAGUCGGAGUGAGCUGUGAAUGUCAGUGGAUUACAUGUGUCGACACUCACAAACACACAUAUAAGAGACAAACAGGGGAGCCUUUUUGUCCUUGGAGUUACUUGUGUGUUUUUCUCAUUUAUGGAUAAAUAUGACCUGUUUAUGGACAGGCUCUGCCUCCUCGAAACACACUUCAUCUUCUAAAGCUCAAUCCAACAUGGCCGUCUGUCUGUUUCAAAGUGCUGUCAGAUAAUCGAUUGAAAUCACUGAGCAGUUUUUUAAUAUAAUUUUUAGUUUUGUUUUUCAUAUAUGCUGACAUUUUCUGCCAGUUAGAACAGAGAUUUAGUGAAACCUCAUCAGACUGAUUUUCUGUUACAGCUGAUUUUUUAAUGACAUUUCCCUCUUUAAACUUCUAAAGGCCAAACAUAUGUGAGUUAUCUCCUGUUCUUCUUAACUUGCUCGCACUUUCAGUAUUUUGUUGUUGUUCAUUCCUGCAGUAACAUACGGUGCUUUCAAAAAAGUAUUCAGACCCCCUUCAGUUUUUCAACAAUAUUGUUAUGUUGCAGCCUGAUGCUACAGUUGAAAAAAAUCACUUUUAUUCU
Cheilinus undulatus (humphead wrasse) is the source of this 4275-nucleotide messenger RNA. It is a transcript of the gene smcr8a, whose product is annotated as Smith-Magenis syndrome chromosome region, candidate 8a. The transcript is spliced from 3 exons. Lineage: Eukaryota; Metazoa; Chordata; Actinopteri; Labriformes; Labridae. Gene Ontology annotation, cellular component: guanyl-nucleotide exchange factor complex. Gene Ontology annotation, molecular function: GTPase activator activity. The coding region runs from base 713 to 3535 and encodes 940 amino acids. The record is from RefSeq and is a predicted model, not a curated record.